Peromyscus californicus insignis is the source of this 9621-nucleotide messenger RNA. RefSeq names its product family with sequence similarity 210 member A (gene Mims1). Gene Ontology annotation, cellular component: mitochondrion. The record is from RefSeq and is a predicted model, not a curated record. The transcript is spliced from 5 exons. The coding region runs from base 256 to 1077 and encodes 273 amino acids. Lineage: Eukaryota; Metazoa; Chordata; Mammalia; Rodentia; Cricetidae.
AGGGUCGGAGCGCGUUGCUAGUGGGCGCGGCUGGCCUGGGCGGCGGAGGCCGAGCGUUCGCCCCGAGUCCUGCGACACGGCACCCUGCCCCACGCUUGGCCGGGUCGCCUUGCCGAGGCAGCUUCUUCCGGCCCGUGCGGCGGGAUUCCGUGGAGAGCCCCCCCAACACACACAUCCUGAGAGUGUUUUGAAGAUACAGUUACCUGUUGACUUUUAAGUCUCUAUAGAAGCUGAAAUCCAUCACCAUCCUUCAAAAUGCAAUGGAAUGUACCACGGACUAUGUCUCGGCUGGCACUCAGGACAUUCUCAGAACCACAGAAAGCCAGGCUCUUUGAACACCACCGGAGCAUAAAAGGACCAUUACUUUGGCGUAGAGGUGAAUGCAGAGUGGUUUGGACACCACACCUUCGAAAGCAGUGGCUUCAUUUACCUGCUGUUCAGUGCCUUGCAAAGCAAAGGAAUCUAUUAGAUGCUCAGCCACCCCAGCUAGGAGUCCUUCGCCAGGAACGAUGGGAGCAGGAUAUUUUAUCCAAGAGGGUUUUAUCUUCCAGUGCCACAUCCCGAGACUCUCCAUCAGAAAAAAAGGAAGAGCAAGAUCCUUUACAAGACAAGUCUAUUAGUCUUUAUCAACGAUUUAAGAAAACCUUUAGACAAUAUGGAAAAGUUUUAAUUCCUGUGCAUCUAAUAACUUCCGGUAUUUGGUUUGGAACAUUUUACUAUGCAGCUAUAAAAGGAGUGAAUGUCGUCCCUUUCCUAGAGAUGUGUGGAUUACCUGACAGUGUAGUGGACAUCCUGAAAAACUCCCAAAGUGGGAAUGCCCUGACAGCAUAUGCCAUGUUUAAGAUUGCGACACCCGCCCGCUACACUGUGACCUUGGGAGGAACAUCCUUUACUGUGAAGUAUUUGCGAAGUCAUGGCUACAUGUCAACCCCACCACCUGUCAAGGAGUAUUUGCAGGACAGAAUGGAAGAGACUAAGGAGCUCAUCACAGAGAAAAUGGAGGAGACAAAGGACAGACUCACUGAAAAAUUACAAGAAACCAAAGAAAAAGUUUCUUUUAAGAAAAAAGUGGAAUAAGGGUGCCUUAUGUAAGAUGUUAGAGAAAACCCCACUCUUUAACCCUCUGGAGACUGGGCAAAGAAAGCGUUCUGAAUUUUUUUUUCUUCUUUGGUUACUUACUUGCCUAAAUGUAUCAGUCCUCUGAGGGUUAAAGAACAGAAAUAGUUUUUUGGUUUUGUUUUUAAGUUAAAUAACAUUGGGGGGGAAAAAAAUCAAUGUUUUUCAAAAUGAAAUGAACCCAGUAUACGAAUUGUAUAUGAGUUGCAGCAAUAAGCAGUAGUUAGUGUCCAAGAAGUCAGAGUUCUUUUUCCAUAUCCUCAGAAUCAAAUUUGCUUCAUGUUCUCUGAUGCCUGCAGUGUGUGUGCUGGGCAGUCCACACCCAGAGUCAAAGGCAGUAAGUGCCCAGUUCUGUGGGAAUGAACAUCGACCGUUCAGACUCUGGGUAAGAGACCAGAGAAGGUACCUACCAGUUAACGGGUAGGUCUUAUUUCAAGAAGGCUAUCUAAAUCCAGUCUUAUGUUUAUAAGAUAUAUUGGUUAUGUGAUGAAAUGAACCCUUGUAAAAUUGUUUUUAACUGGAGCUUGUCAAAAUCACAUUUUUAAAGCAAAUUCUUUUUCAAACUUGACUGUGCAUGGUGGUUGGACACUUGGAAUGUCAGACUUUCUUGUAAUUCACUUCUGUCUUCUCCAGCUAAUCUUUGGAGGAGAGUAAAAGUUUUUUAUAAACUUUAUUAUUGACAUCACAUACAUGAGCAACUCAAGUCCACUCUUCUUAACUACAUCAAGUUUUGAAAGACCACUGCUGAUUUUGGAAGGAGCAAGUCUGUGUAACUGCCUAUGCUCGAGAAUGGAGGCUCAUGGUGGGCGCGAUGCAGAGAAUGGAGAACAGGUGGGCAGUGCACCCUUGUGGUUCAUCUCAGAUCUCUCCUACUACUUAAAACCCUUGUGGGAUUUUUGGUCCUUAUAUCCCUGGUCAAAACAAAAGAGGCCUGUCUGUCAUGGUCUCAUUAGAAUUGUGGUUAGUGUUUCUCAUAUUGGAAGGGAAAAUUCCUGCUUAAAUAUUCUGCUGACUGUGUAUAGCUUGUAAUGAAUCGGUGGCUGUCAGGCAAGUCCCGUGCCUGUAGAACGUCUCUCUCUUGGUGUGGGAGUGCCUAUGUCUCAUUUUGCACUCUCAGCUUUCCUUCAGGUCUAACCCUUGGGGUGACACUGGAGCAAGUAAUGGCCUUUGUAGGGGGCAUUGGUUUUGAUUUGCCAUCAGAAUGUCAGAGAUCUUGCCACAUAGCUAUCCCAUCAGUCCCUGCUUCCUGACAGGAGGUACAUCGAAUGCUUCAUUUGGCCAGAUUUAGAGAAUGAGGGGAUAAUGUCACAUUUGAGAUACCCAGUCACUGUAUGGAAGCACUGUGAGAAUGCUGUGGUUGGAAGCAUUAGAGAGGGGGAUUUGUCAUGGGCCUCUGUUCUUUUGUUCGUUGGCAGGUGAUUAAUCUGAGGCAGAGUUCAGUGCACUGCUACAAAUUGAUGGCACACUUUCAAGUAUAAACAGGACAACACACUUUAGCAUGCUUUUAAACAGUAAAAUACUAAAUGCUGAUGUAGUGAUAUUUCCCCCCUUUUAAACAACCAAGAAUGCCAUGCUAAAAUGUGGUAAUAGAAUUCUUUCUCCUAAAACCUUGUACCUGUCCUGGUGCGUAGGGCAUAUAUAUCAUCUAGUGGAGGUUAAUCUGAGACUCUCAGGACAUUUCUAAUAAUCAUGAGACUGCAACUUUCUUGUCCUGUGUAGAUAUCUUCUGCCUAGUCCAUUGGAGUCUUAUCACCAUUCAGUUUUAUGUCUGGGUUGUGUCUCCCAAUUAUAGCAAAUGAGGAGCUGCUUGUAUGUGCUUUUAAAUCCAAUGAAAAGGUUUCUAAAGAUUGAGAAGUUACGUUAUUACUAUUUGGCAUCAGAGAUGUCAUACAAAUGCUGUUGCCGAUAUUAUCCUUAAAUCUAACCACAAACAACUUAUAGGGGAGCCUGCAGUGUGUUGAUAGCAGACAACAGUAACAUGUCACCUUAAAUUAUCACAUUGUAUAAUAGAGAUUUUGUAUAUGCUGAAUUGCAUUUUAUUUACAGCAAAUCUUGCAUUUCUCUUAGCUGCAAGGGAAACCGGAAGCUCCAUGUCUGGUAUGCACAUUUAUCCUUUUGAAAGAUAUGUUAAUGUCAUGAAUGAAGCUGUGACUGAGAUUUAUUUAUUUUUUUAAUGGACAGAAAACAUUUGCCUAGCACAUGAACAAGUUCAAAUGAAAAUGGAUUAGGUAAGAGGCUUGGUUUGUUAAAGAAUAAGAGUAAAACCAGCCUUUCAAAAUAUCACAUCAUUGAGAGCCUUUUGUGCAAAAUGGGGUGCUGUUUGGAUUUCACCGAAGGGAAGAGAUGUAUGUAUAUUAGGAUUAGCUUUCUCCCCAUAGUGAAAUAAUAAAACAAAGACUUCAAAUAUUCCCGAGUUUUCCAUUAUAAAUCUGCCUCCAUCUUCUGAGUUCUUUAUGCUCGGGGUGAGCUGGAGCUGGGCAGUUGUCUUGUUUCUGGGGUCUUAGACCACAGUUCUGGGAAUCUUGAGCAUCUUUAUAGUGUGGGCAGAAGAGGUGUUUGAAGAAAAUGAAGCUGUAUUUUAGACACAGUGAGCUUCUUUAAUGUCUUUUGCACUGGGUUCAAGUCUUUAGGAUUUCAUAACUGCUUCAAAUGUAAAUGGAACUAUUGUAGAUGGUACUAGUGAGGAUGGGCAGAAGGUGAAUUUAGCAAGUGAGGCAGGGGAAAAUGAGUUCAUCUUUCUGAGUUCUUUUUGAAAUAGAGAUUUUUGCAGUAUACACACAUAUUUUUUAAUUAUUAAAGGGCUCCUAAAAUGAGGUUGUUGUAGAAUUAGAGGAAUAAUUUUCUUGGUAGCUACAGUUCAUGUUCUAAAAUAUUGUUUCAGAUUUCCAAAACUUGAGUCUCCAUAAGACCUAAAAUAAAGUAAAUUUAAAUGUUCCAAAGUUUUUUCUGCCCUAUUUAAGUGCCCUUCUGGCAUGCCACUUACUUGUUGGCAUUAAGAGCUCACGAUUUCAUUGACUUUAGCAAGGACAUGAUGUCAGAAUCAUCCAGUCAUUGACCCCUUGCCUGAUUAGCGCAUGAGCAUGUGUUGAGGGAUAUGUGGGUCCCUGAUUUGGAAAUUUGCAGAACGGGUGUGAGGAAGGCAGUAAGGAGGGUGUCCCUCCUCAUUCUUCAAGUAGUAACUGUGCUUGCUCUCCACUGGCCCACGUGUGUGUUAUUUGCCAGUUUUGUAUUAAGUGGAGUUUCCAUGAGCAAAGGAAGGAAGGAGAGAAAGAAAGAAAAGAGAAGGAAGUUAUAUAUCCAAAGGACAGCAGAGUCUGGACCUCAUCUUCCCUGAUGAUUGGAAUGGUCUAAGGACCACUCCUUUCCCAGAAUUUCUCUUUUGCCGUGAACUUUGGCAUGGCCUUCUUAGAGAACUUUCUCUUGUACUCUGAGCUUCUCACAGUUACAUGCUAAGUUAGGCUCACUGGAUUUAUUUUCCUUCUGAGAUUUUUUUUUCCUUUGUGAUUUCUAUGUCCUUUGUUCAUCCUAACUAGUCAAAACAAGUUUGUGAUUGUCGUACAUCUCCAGGAUUGAGCUUUGAAAAUUAAGGUGUAUUCUUCCCUAUACAUCACUGAUAGUCACUAGCAGUAAUCACAGAUCCUAAUCAUCCUGUGGCAGUUAUUUGAUUAUUUUGAUAAGAGUGAUCCUCAUAGUAGGAAGAAUGCAUCCUGAGUUCAGAACCCUUGAGGGCAGAGCGGGAUAUGGUUUGUUCUGAGGUGGUGAGAAAUCUGACUCUCUGCCACAGUAUGCUUCCUGCGUCUUGAUUUUCCUGAAAAGAUUAGCUGGAAACUUUCCUUCUGUCCACCUUCCAUUGUCAGCCUUUUCUGUCUUGAAUUUUGACUAAUUUAAGUGUUAGCAGAAAAUCACUGAUAUGAGCAGGACCCCGUGUGCAGGGAAUGUGCUCAGUGCAAGUGUGCCCUGCAGGUCAGUGUGCACAGCAGCACAGUGUUCUUACAGGGACCUGAAGCUUGCAGGAGCCGUUGGCUGGACCCACCAUCUUCUAGAGCAACAGCAUUGAAACCCAACUUCAUCCUGUUUGUUUCAGCAAGAUGAAAUUGCCCCUGUUGUAACCCAUCCAUGCACAUAGUAAAAGGCACUUUCUGCCAUAUUUUAACAAUUCCAUAAAGAUGCUACACAAAAUAACGGCAAUUCUCUAUCUUCCUUUUCCAGUUAACUCUCAAUGUUAACUCUCAAUCCUGGAUUGAUUUUAGGAAGGGCAACAGUGUGUUUAUGUGAACAUGGUUUCAGCUGUUGCCUUGUUUGCACCUCUGAGUGCUAGAUUGGAGAUUCUGUAACAGCGUAUUUUUACUUAUUUAAAUUCAUACUUUAGGAUUCUUACUGUGGUAUCCAAGUUGUUGCUUUAUUUCUCAUACAAUGGGUGCUGGGUGUCCUUACCUGCUUAGUAUUUGGCCACGGCAGUGUAGUUAUAGGGCUCUGGUCCCCGGAACCCCAGGCAACAUGUACGUUCUGUUUCCUUGAUGAAGCAGAGGCAGGUUAUGGGAGACAGACAGCUUGUGUAUUCUGUACUUCUUUUGACCAGUGACAAACAGGUGUACAUUGCCCCAAAGUAAAAAAUACUGUCAAGUAUGUCCACAAAACCUAAUGCAGUUUUUGUUGAGCAAGCUGGACCAUUCAUUAGUUGCACUCCUCGUUUUGUUUUUUAGAUCAGCUUUUACCUUUGUUUUUACCCCCGUUAAUUCAAAUCCAAGGCUUAAAGAACUGUAGAAAAUAACAGUGAUGAAUCAUGUUAGGACAUUGAAGGCAUGUUUUGGUUAAAGAAAAAAACACAAAGACCUGUGUCUGAAGUUCAGCCAGUCAUAACUCCUGUGGUCCCUUUCCCUUUGUGGCAGGUACUUAGGUAUGCCAGGCCACGCUCCUGGACUAAAGGAAAAUAAAAAUCAAGCCAGUUCAUUACAUUUGCCGGUAACACAUAGCCUGGCUCUUCUGCUGAUACCAUUCAUUUUUGACUUUUAACCUGGUAACUUAACGUCCUUUUGACUGUACUCUGUUCAUCAUCUUCUUAGAGUGAUCUCAAAGGGAGACACUUGAACUAGUCUGUGACUUUCCUCUAGCUUGGUUUCCCCCUUAGUUUGGGAUAGGCUGGGGAAGCUAAAGGUCCAGUCUUAUUCUGUCCUCUGUCACCACCUAGUGAAGUUGGCCUUAGUAAAGCAUUCAGGUUGCAAUUUUCACACAACUAAAUCCAUACUUGAAACUCUACGUUUCUCUUCCAGUCAUACAAUACCUUUUGCCUUUUCCUAAUUACCGCAUUGAAAUCAAUGAAGGAAAACUUCAAUCAAGUCUAGAUUUUAUGCAUUAAGUAUAAAUAGUAACAUUAACUAUUACAUACAUCAGGGACCACUUUGCCUCAAGAAAUUCUCCGACUGUCUCCUUGGUUCAAAACGAGUUCACCUUUUCCUUCCUGCCCAUGUACAGUACUAGGCAGUGGUCAUGUUGUCUGAACCUGUGUCGGCGCCACACUUGAAGACAGCUGAGACUAAUAUUUCCAUUUAAUUGCUGCCAUGCUAGAAGACCUGAAGCCCUCGAAACUGCUAUUUAUGGAAAACGUUAGUGCAGAGAAGUUUAUGAUAGCCUUAGGAAAUACUAGGUUUUACCAAAUAGAGUGCUUGCCCUCGCUGAGUCCCAAGAAAAGGAAAUUUAAAGCCUAUGAUUCAUUUGUUAAGAGGACAGAUUUCCUAUGAAGUAUUUUCAGUACCACAAGAUGAAAACAAAACUCCAGGCACUUCCACACAACUGUGUGCAACAAAGCAUGUGUGUUUUUCGCUGCCUUGGCAGAUGCGUGCCUUGUAUGCAGGGAACAGCCUCCACAGGACCUGCACCUAGAAGACUCAUACCUUCAAGUUGGACAGCAAGAGCAAUGGGACCUCAUUGGUGAGCAGCUGCCGCCACCUCAUGAGGACACUGAGGGUGUGUAGGCUACUGUCUCUGCCUUAGGUAGUCCCUUGUCUUUCUCUCUGCCUGGCUGAAACAAUUGCACGUGCUUUAUAGAUGGGAAUUUGGAACUACCUCCAGCCAGGGACAUUAGUUACCUGAGGUGAGCCCUUGAACCAUCUAAAGUCUGCUGGGCCCAAGGUCUGAACUGCUCUUUGUAGUAUGUAGGAAAUGUUUACAAGACCAAGUCACCUCGAAACCCCACACCAAAAAUGCUGUGGCAAACAGUGUGUCCCAACUUACCUCAGGGUAGCAUGAGAUGCUUAGAAUGUGGGAACCAAGUUGGGCUGGUGGCCUCUGGAAGAAUGAGGUGGCUUGGUUGUGCUGGGGCUUCAGACAUACUUGCUGUUCAUUCAUGUGAUUGUUUCUAUACUCACAAAAGGUCGGUAACAGAAGAAAUGCUAAGUGAGAACACUGUUUCACAGGUUAAAUUAUACAAGCCGCUGACUGUAAACUGCAGUGUUGAAGGUUUUUAAGGGAAUUCUUCACUUGAAAGGCCUUUGGGGUAUGUGGUUUUAGUCAUCACUGUUGGAGUCACAUUAUUAGAACCAGCUUUUGCUCUUAAAUUUCUUUUUUUGGAAGUGAGUACAGCAGAGCAAAUCACAUUUGCAUUAUUGAAGCAAAAGUUAAAGUCUUGACAGAAAUACAGUGUUUAAAAUGAAUUUCCAAAUACAAAGGCUUUUUUGGAGCUGCUAUUUCCAGUGUGUGUUUUAAUUGGAAUCUAUGUAAGCCAAACAGAUCAAAACAGUAUAGUGAGGGAACUCUAACUUGUUUUAAGUAGCAAGUUUCUUAUAAACUGUUAAUGCAAGUGUUACCACAGAGAAGCAGAAUUGGUGUUUUCACUCAAAGGCCGAGGGUGAGCUGCUGUCUGUAAGGUCUUUGUUUUCUGCAUCAGAGCCUGCUCGGUCCUCAGCCAGGGGACCUGGGCAGAAGAUAGUCAGUCCCACGAGGCACUCUUCCAUUGUGAACUGGAGUGCCAGCCUCAUGCUCUUAAAGGGCUCAGCCGUCCUGCUGUGUCAAAACCGUUGCUCAGCAGUGCCUCCUGCUUCCCUGAAGCAGUAGCUCUGACAGCCUGGGUUGGACUCUUUGAGAGGAACUCAGAUCUGCUCGUACUCGGUGAUCAGGACCAGGCAGAGGGAAGAGGGGGCCUGGCACAUGUCAUCCUUUCUUUGCUCACACUGGUGUUAGGUUGGGCAGAUCUGGGGACAGUCUCUAAUGAGCUGCUGAACUGCGAAGUUCUCUGAGAGCACAGUGUGGUCUGCUGGGGCCUAAGGAUGAGAGUCCCUUUAUUGCUUAAGUUUUAUAAUCCCCUCAUCAAAAUAUAACCUCACUCUGCAUUGAAGAUGAACAGUAGGACUAGAAUUUGGGCCCACACAAUUAUUCCAGUAAGAUCUUGAAAUUGUUUCCAUUUGUUUAUUAGAAAGUUACAGAAAUGGAAAAAUAAAUCUUUUUACUAUCAUGCUAAAUUCACUUAUUCUCAUUGUUUGGUAGGUUUGCGGGCUUUAUGCAUACAUGUGUCAUCUAGAAUCCAUACACUUAGAGCACAGAUAAAAUACUCUCCUCUCAGUGUAGGUCAUAGACCAUCUUCUGAAGGCCUCCACUGUCAGGGGAUCUUCAACAUUUAGUAUCAGGCCUGCUGAGCUUGCUGUGUGACAGCCAUCCAAACCCGUGAGGUCAGAUGUUCUCAGGACCAGUUCUGAACACCCCAGGUUAGAACUCAGAAUUGAGAAGUCUGUGCUGUGCUCUGUCUAGGUUUACAGGACACUAGGAAAUCCUUUUUAAAAGUCAGCAACCAGACUGUGAGAUAGGGACUGCAGGCGUUCACUGCCAAGCUUGACAGUUGAACUUGCCAUCCCUUGGUGGAUGGAGAGAACUGACUCAGCAAGUUGUCCUCACCACACACCAGCUGUGGCACAUGUACACAUAUGCUGUGCGUGCACACACAUGCAGAUAUUUUCCUUGAGUCAGGAACUAGAGGAUGAUCAGCACUAUCCUUUGGCCUGGGGUGUAGCCCAAGGAAGAACUCUUUCCUGGGUCCCAUCUCCAACUCACAAAAAAGAAAGUAUAUUUCUGAGACUGAUCAUACAUCAGUUUUCUGUUAUUUGUACGUCGUAGCUGAAAGGUGAACAAACACAACCCCAGGGGACAGAUAUUUAUCACUGAUUAUUUUUAAUGACUUUGUGCUAUGAUUUGACCAUGGCAUCAAGAACAAGCAGAAAACCUGAUUUCAUAACUAACAAACAGCACUUGUGCAACAUCUGUCAUCAAAAGUAUUGCAAUCACAGACCUGAGUCCUAAACUGCAUCGUCACCCGGGCAACAGACGCAGGUGGAUAACAGUUGUGAAUCAUUCCCGAACCUGACCAGGAAUAUGUUAAAGAAUAAGCAUGUGGUUGUUUAAACACAAAAGGACUUUGACUUCUAAUUAUAAUAGCUCACAAAGAUCGGAAGAUGCAAAUACAGCUGUACUUUUUUUAGUAGAUUGCUUUAUAAUAAAAAAUAAAUGAGCUAAAUGCUG